Molecule: messenger RNA, 2669 nt
Organism: Drosophila ananassae
Lineage: Eukaryota; Metazoa; Arthropoda; Insecta; Diptera; Drosophilidae
Gene: Reg-5
Product: rhythmically expressed gene 5 protein
Exons: 3
Coding region: 1685-2386 (233 amino acids)
Source: RefSeq, a predicted model, not a curated record
GGCCAUCCAGGCGGGGGAGCGGACAGGCAGGGUAAUCGCAAUGGAAACCCGCAUUGGAACCUUUCCGAACCGGAGUCAUUACGGGGUCUUCUCUGCUCUCCGCCGUUUUUUGGCCUGUCUGUGUCUGUUAUGAAAUGUGUUUCAUUUCGUGUCUGUUUUCCGUUGAUUUCUUUCGUUGGCAAUGCGAUGUUUCAUAAUGUAACCUGCGCAUAUCAACAGGUUAUUGAACCGCGCGGUCCAUGUGGAUAGGGUCCCAUGUGUUACGCCCAUGUCUGUGGCAGGCAAUCUUCGGGUGGUUCGGCUGCCGACUCUCCUCGUUCGGCAAGGAAGUCGGGGAGGAGGCCAGAUUCCAGAUUCCAGGCCAAGAUCACUGGGGCCAUCCGCACUCACUAGACUCCCAGUCAGUGCCUAAUCGAUGUCAGCUUAGUCAAUCGGCUGGAAGGCUAAUGAAUUACAGCCUGUCUCCGGCGAUCUCAAAUCUACAUAUUUUAAUAAUCACGAGUGUAUGGAUAUUAUUCGAGCGAACAACUGCUUUCGUAUAUUAUGUACGUGACUUUGACGGAUCCCGGUAAGGUAAUCUCCGCUCAGGCGCCAUAAAUUACUUAGAGGCAUUCGAGAUUUCUGUAAGCCUGGCAUUCCUCCUAAAUAUUGUAUUAUGUCAGGGUCUGGCAGGUAGUACCUGAAUGGAAAAAGUUGACAAGUGAUUAGUCUCUAAGCCCCUCUAACGAGCAAGACAAGGCUUUAGACAUGACUUAUCCGAAAUCGAUCGGUUUUACAUUUUUUCGCCACAAAAUAUUUUAAUAAAAGCACACGCUCGGAGGAGCGAUUGCAUUUUACAGUUUGCACACGUUUGUGCGCUUCGUCGGAGGUAACGGCAAUUGGUAAUGCGAGCCAACUCCCCUUUUGGCCAUCCGCCAUCGGCCCACUGCCAGUCCGCCGCCCGCCCUGACCCGCUCUUGCAUUAUGCAAACAGCGUAAAGUUGUAACACCGACUCCGGUGGCUAUCUGCGCGGCGGGAGCAGAGGCAGAAGCAGAUCAAGGCUCGGAGAAGAUACUGGACACCUCCUCCAAGUGGCCCAGAUAUGUGUGACACAAUUCCGGGGAAUCUGCCUAAGUUUCUUUGUUCUUUGUUUGCCCAGUCCGGGGUGCUAAUGCGUGAGAAGUGCCGGACUCGGGUUUUCUGGGGAGUUUCUGCGAUUGAUUAGCGGCGGACUGACGUCACCUGGCGGAGAAAUUCCAAGCCGAUGCGAUCGGAGCGAAGAGGCGAUGUGUCACAGUCGCAGAACGUUCGCGCUAAUUAAAAGUCCAUUCAACGCUUCGCUAGCCACGGAGAAUAGACAAUGGGCUGGAGCUGCUGCCAGAGCUGCUUUGCCCGCUGAACCGGCAACCGCCAUCCGCGGCCCAAAACUGGAGCACACACCCGCCGCCGCCUGGGAGCAGUUGCCCAACCACUUCGCCCCCACCACCCAACAUUUAACCCGACGGCGCUGUCGAAAUGCAUUUCGUUUGUGCAACGAAAGUGCAAUCAUCUCCACGCCGCGACGACAUACGCACGUUGCAACAUUCCACCCACUAAAUAGAUGGGUACACAGGUGGCCCCACCUCUUCGCAGACUACACUGAGAGGAAAAGAGUGCGAAACACUAUUCCCUCUUUUUGUUAAAUAGUUAAAACUAGUUCCAAAGAUGUCCCACCUGUACUCCACCUUCGCCCAAUUAGUCAGUGUGCACUGCAAGUCGACGGUGGGCGGAGGGCUCCCGGUGAAUCAGUGCAAGCACAACCUGCUCGGCUACGGAUCCACCAAGCUGCAGACCCUCUCCGACGCUCAGCUGGAGGCCCUCGAUCCAUACCAGCGCGAUGCCAACGAGCUCAUCUGGGCAUCGAUCAUGCGGGACCAUCCGAGUGGGGCCAGUCUGGUGACCACCAGGCAGCCGCUAAGCCAGCCCCUGCCCACGCCGCCCGCCUCCUCGCUGAUCAUCCUCACCCGCCAGCAGCUGCCCUCUGCGGCUGUCCAAAGCUCCAAUCCCCUCUUCGACAGCAGUGGCGAGCAGAAGCACAAGUACGCCAUGGACAUGGACAUGGCCUACGGCUACCCAGCCCUGCAGCAGCCCAGCAGUGAGAUGCCGCCCCAGAGGUUCCUGACCGGACCUCUGGUCAUUCGCGUGCGCCCAGAUGGGUCCCCCGUCGAGGAGGACCGCCAGAAGCCCAUGCCGCACGACGAGGACCUCCCCGCUUUCCGACUGGGCCUGGCAGCCGGCCAGGGCAACAGGCACCGGAAAAUCGCCACCAUCAGCGCCCUGAAGCAGCAGCACUUCGCCUCGAUCUUGCAGCGCGACCUCCAGCCUCCGCACCAGGUGCAGAGGCGCCUGGCCCUCCACCAGCAGUAGCGGACACGAGGUCCUGGAGCGUGCAAAACACUUAGAUCUAAGUCCGGGGUGUGUGUGGAGCGAGUGAAUGUGUAUCUCUGCUGUGUGAGUGUGAUGAAGUGUUCGAUCGGCGAUUAUAGUUCUAGCUGCGUUAAAACUUUCUGGAGAAUGCACUUCGAGCUUUAAUCGAAUUUCGAAUCGUACCCGAGUUUAAGUUUUUCUUUAAUUUUAUUUAUUCACGUGCAUUAGACUGUAAGAUCAAACAUAGAGAUUCUUUAAAUAUAUAUACAACAUGAAAUUAAAA